CUCACCCCUUUCCAACUCACUCCAAACAUCCAUCACAGAUUCUCUCUCUCUCUCUCUCUCUCUCUCUCUGUCUCAAUGGACGCCAUCCUAUUUGGAGGGGCUUCAUCUGCGCUUACGACAAUCAACAAUACCUGCAAAUCUCUCUCUUCCUUCACCCUUCCUCUCUCUAGAAACCAAUUCACAUUCAACAAGUACUACUAUAUUCGGAAUUCUCCUCACAAGGUGGAGAGCAGCAGAGGAAAAGGCAGACACGACGUCGCUUUCGGCGGCGAGGCGGCCUACGAGGCCGAGCGGCUAGGACUCGACGCCGAGGCGCGGAAAUCGAUGGCCGAGGCGUCGGAGAGAGAGGCCGCCGACGGGACCAACCCGAGUGCUUGGAAAUGGGCGAUACGAAAGCGGGUUUGGGACACGAUGGAGGCCAACAACGUGGCCCGCUUCCCUCGGCCCGUUCACCACCGUAUCCCAAACUUCGUUGGCGCUUCAGCCGCUGCUAAUAAGUUAAGUGAAUUGGAUGUGUUCCGAGCGUCCAAGUGUGUAAAGGUGAAUCCAGAUUCGCCGCAAAAGCAAGUCAGACUCCUUACACUUGAGGGUGGAAAGACGUUAUUAACUCCUCAACCACGUCUAAGGACAGGCUUUUUCUCAAUCGUUGAAUCGCAUAUGCUAACUCCUAGUACCCUCAAUGAGGCAUGCACUUCUGUUGGCGUUGCCAAGUAUGGAAGGCCGAUUGGAUUAGAUGAAAAGAUAAAGGUGGAUCUGAUUGUUAUUGGUUCAGUGGCUGUUGACCCAAACACGGGUGCUCGACUUGGCAAGGGUGAGGGAUUUGCUGAACUAGAGUAUGGGAUGCUAAGGUACAUGGGUGCAAUUGAUGAUUCAACACCAGUUGUCACAUCUGGCACUACGAAACGCAGUUUGAUUCCCUCAGGUGCUGUUACGUGUUUCUCCAUAUUUGAGCAACUAGAAAUGCAUGACCAACAAUUGGUAGAUGAUAUUCCAGUUGAGAAGCUAUUAAUCCAUGAUGUACCGGUUGACAUCAUAUGCACUCCAACGCAAGUUAUUUUUACCAGAACACAAAUCCCAAAGCCUCAAGGGAUUUAUUGGGACAAAUUAUCUCCUGAGAAACUGGGUCAAAUUCGGGUACUUCGGGAGCUAAAGAGAAAAAUUGAAGAGGAAACUGGACAGAAGCUUCCUAGUGGUUCAUCAGAGAAACUCCCACCUACAGCUCAACGCCGGCGCUAAUUUCUGUCAAAAGAUGAUUGCAACCUUUUAAGUUUUGACGUUGAUGAUUCUUGAAAUUUUAUGCAUUUUGAGUAAGAAAAUAGAGUUGACGAUAGUGUAAAUAUAGUUGCAUUGGUGUGUACAUUCUCUGUGUAUAAUUUGAAUGGAUAUUCUAUUUCAUUUCUGAUUGCUAAUGGGACCUGAAUUAGCGUCAGUUCUAAGCAAGCAAUUAUUUUUU
Molecule: messenger RNA, 1453 nt
Organism: Rhododendron vialii
Lineage: Eukaryota; Viridiplantae; Streptophyta; Magnoliopsida; Ericales; Ericaceae
Product: 5-formyltetrahydrofolate cyclo-ligase-like protein COG0212
Exons: 7
Coding region: 76-1236 (386 amino acids)
Cellular component (GO): cytoplasm
Source: RefSeq, a predicted model, not a curated record